AUGCGUCGAAUGGUCGAGCUACGAGGUGGCAUUAGAAGCGACACACCCUGGGAGCAGUUUAUGACCUCAGUGGUCACUGCCUUCGAUCUUCUCUGGACCUUCGUCCUCUCAUCCGACCCGCAAACCUCCCCAGUCGUCGCUGCUUCCGCCGCACCUUCUCUGCCCCUCCGAAACGAAAUCCCCGUAUACGCCAACCAUCCAUUCCCUCCUGACUACGCAGCCUCGCUGUCACGCAUUCCCGAUGGCUUCAGCAAUCUUGCUGUGGCCUCUUUACUAUCGGUACAGUGCGUACGUAUCAUCGAGCGAAUCCCGCACGAGCCUAUCAUCCCCAGUACCACAGGAAACACCCUUUCAUCGCAACGUGGUCGGUCUACGGCGCGCAGUACGGAGCUUCACUCUAUCCUUACCGACCUCCUCAAAUUGACGUCUCUUUCCAUCACGAAGAUGGAGCAUCUGCUCUGCCACGGCCUCGUCGCCUACUGUCUCCCGUUGCAGUAUGGCACUCCACUACCCAUCAGCACGACGCGCACACUCCAGAGCUGUGUCGAAACCUACAUGGCGCUCAACCUCUCUGAAAAUGAAGAGAAGCUGGAUGGCAAGUGUUUGCUAUGGAUCGCCGUGGUGAUCGCAUCAUGCUUGGACAUGUGCAGCGACAGUAGCCUGCGGAACGCGCCAGUGCUGGAGCGCAUAUUGAACAAGUUCCCGCAAGCAAGAGAAUGGACCAAGGUCGAUACCAUUUUGAGAACAUUUCUGUGGCACGAGGAUCUGAGCGAGCAAUGGUAUCGGACCUGGCAAGGAGUGCUGGCGAGGCGGAAAAGCCCACCCAGUGGUUUUCGCAGCAGUCCUCAAGCCUUCAGUCCUAUCACUGUAGUCGGAGGCGCCAGUCCAGGCUACACGAUGGGCUCCGAGCGGCCGGGUUGCGGUGGUUCAGGCUCAAGUGAGAGCCCAAGGGCAGCUGUGCCAGAGCCAGCAGAACCUCGACAGGCUGAUGCCCGAAGCAUGAAAGUUGCGAGUCUGCUCCACAAUGACUGA
This is a messenger RNA of Cyphellophora europaea CBS 101466, 1032 nucleotides long. RefSeq lists its product as uncharacterized. The record is from RefSeq and is a predicted model, not a curated record. NCBI's taxonomy places the organism in Eukaryota, Fungi, Ascomycota, Eurotiomycetes, Chaetothyriales, Cyphellophoraceae. The transcript has 2 exons. Bases 1 to 1032 code for a protein of 343 amino acids.